AUGUCUCUUGUCAAAGCUGAAUCAACUGAAUUACCGGCAAAUAAUCCAGAGGAUUUGGAGGAUACGGUGCAAUUUUCCAAUUUGUGUCGAAUCUGUUUAUUACCUGCAGAAAAUAGUUUCAUAAAUAUGACGGAGGCUUUUUUCAAUAAGAUCUCUUAUUUAACAAUUUACCACGAAACUAUUGGCAAAAAUAUUAGUUCUUUCGAGAAAUUCUCACCUCAAAUUUGUUCUUUGUGUGAAAUGGAGAUGCUUGAGGCGUAUAAAUUCCGCAAAAAAUGUCUUGAAGCAGACAAGAAAAUCAGUAAAUUGUUUGAGCCAGAACCAAUGGAAGAAAGCACGGAAGUUACAACUGAGAUACAGUAUCUGAUUGAGGAGACAGAGCCCCAAACACAGAGUCCUGAAAAUAAUUUGAAUGAAGUAAAUCCUCUGGACAAUGACUCCAAUCCACCGAGUCCACCUGAGAGAGAUGCCCAAAGCCCUGAGAAUGGUGAAAAUAUAAAAACAGAAGAAGUUUUCAAGGAACGUCGCAAAAAAUUCCGCUGCAAAGUAUGUCGUGUGAUUUUUGAAAACCUAGAACACUUCAAAUAUCACAAAUGUAUGUGCUGCGACGUUAAAAUAAUCAAGGAAAUCAAGGCGAUUUAUCGUAAUGCAAAACAAAAGAAUAAGGAGAAGAUAGAGAAAGUGGAGAAAAAAACAGAGAAAGUAAAGGAAGUAGAGGAAAAGGUUCCGGAGAUUGAAGAGAUUAAGGAAGACCAGGAAGAUGAUAUUCCCGAGGAUAUUCCUAUGCCUCCGAAGAGAAAAAGAUAUCAGGAGAAAAAGGAAGAGUAUAUUUGCGAAAAAUGCAAAAAAGUCUUUAAAAGUCGACGAGGAUUUCUCUUGCACAUGGACCUUCACAAUAAUACAGCAAGAUACGAUUGUGAUCAGUGUGGGAAGAAAUUCCAACAUUGGCAAUCUCGCCGUACGCAUAUCUACAGAGUUCACCUGAAGAAGCCCUUCUGCUCAUGUCCGCACUGUGGAAAGGGAUUCUACCAAAUUAAACCCAUGAAAAAUCACAUUGCGGAACAUCAUACAGAUGAACACAAUGGAUAUCAAUGCGAUGUAUGUGGGAAAAAUUUCAAAACUAAAGGCUCUUUUAUGGAUCAUCAGAAUGUCCACAAAAGUACGAUUGCAUGUGAGGUUUGCGGGAAAAUACUCAAAAAUCAAAAGACCUAUGCUAAGCAUAUGGAUAUUCAUUCAAAUACACUGAACUACGUCUGCCCAGUUUGCGAUAUGCGUUUCGUCCGGAAUAUCGCUAUGAAGAGGCACGUGAAGCGGGCUCAUCCUGAUAAAGUACAUCUCAUACCAGAAAAAGGAACCGUCGUCAACCAGGAAUAUCUGAAUAGAUAUAGAAUUCCACCCAUAGAGCAUUCACAACAUAAGGAUGGAGAUAAUCCAAUUGAGAUGAUUGUUGUCGAUAACACCAGAUGAAUAUGAAAAAAAAAUAUUCUUGAUUAAAAAUUAUGUACAAGCUAUAAA
Molecule: messenger RNA, 1515 nt
Organism: Lutzomyia longipalpis
Lineage: Eukaryota; Metazoa; Arthropoda; Insecta; Diptera; Psychodidae
Product: zinc finger protein 197-like
Exons: 1
Coding region: 1-1467 (488 amino acids)
Biological process (GO): regulation of transcription by RNA polymerase II
Cellular component (GO): nucleus
Molecular function (GO): DNA-binding transcription factor activity, RNA polymerase II-specific; zinc ion binding; RNA polymerase II transcription regulatory region sequence-specific DNA binding
Source: RefSeq, a predicted model, not a curated record